This is a messenger RNA of Pocillopora meandrina, 3166 nucleotides long. The record is from the annotation of a GenBank genome assembly. NCBI's taxonomy places the organism in Eukaryota, Metazoa, Cnidaria, Anthozoa, Scleractinia, Pocilloporidae.
AUGAGGAUCGCCUUAAUCGCUGUUAUCGCCUCUUCUCUCGUUUGUCACGGUAAGUCGUAUAUUAGAAAUUCGUUGAUCAAUAUCAUGGGGCAAAUUUCUGCCCUUACAUCGUAGACUAACGAUUCAUUUACAACGCCUAAAAUGAUUGCUCUCUACACGAGACAGGCGUGCAACUCUCCAUGGUGGCGGACUAGUAGCAGGUUUAGUUGCAUGACAGGGAGUCUUGUCUAAACGAGCGAUAGUAAUUGCCUGGCUGAGCUUCUGUCUCUGCGUUAUUUGAUAUUUUGUGCCGGGUGGUUACUGGUAAAAGCGAAAGCCGUUGGAAAUGAUAGAAAAUUCCAUCAUGGGGUUUUCAUAGCCGCACCAAAAUUUAACCGGAAACCACCGUACGUUCGAAACGGAUGUCUGUUUCUUUACAAAUAGCUGCAUUACCCAAACCAGUCCCCGAAGAACAGAUAUUUGCAAGAUAAUAUUUUACAAUAUUUGUAAGGACAGCAAAUAGUGUAUCAAGCUUUUCCUUCCUACCCGAGAUAUAGAGCAUCAUUAGGUGAGUUAGGACAGUUAGAUGUUUCUUUCAUUUGAGAGAGGAGCUCUCGUUUGUACCACAUUGACUUUAAAAAUAAGACAAAAGGUAUAAAACUCAAAUGUCCAUCGGUGAGCUGCCAUCUUUCAAAUUGCUCUGUAUUCAAAUUUAACUCGAGGUCAUUUUUUAGAAACCCGAGCCGUUGUGUUACAAGUGCGGUUUGCGUUUUUCGCAGUUGUCUUUGAAACUGUUAGUGCUCUGAGGGAUUCAUUGUUUAAUUUUAAAGGUUGUUGUUGAUGAGACAAUUUUUGUAAACAGAACCUUUUUCAUCGAAGAUGGUCACACGGCAGAAACUUUCGGUGCUUCACCCAGAUCACGUGUGGAGAAUCACGCCAUGAAAUCUGAGAAGUUUCGAACCGUCAUUUGAAGGAUAUCACAGAUAAUCCUACGCCGUAUUUCGUAUUGCACAAUGUUUCAAAAGCAUUUUAAGCUGUAAACAACAAAAUCCUCGUACCAUGUUCUUUCAAAUUGAAGAGACUAAAUAAUAACAAUUACAAAGAAAGGACAAUAUCCUGACUCAACAUUCAUCGAAAAACCACAUUAACCCGAAACUAUAACAUCCGACCGCAAAAGAACGAGACGAAGCUACAUUCUGAAAAUAAUUGUAAUAGUGCACGAUACAUUAUCCAUCUGAUAAAAACAAGGUGAUUUACUAAAUAUUCAACUUCAAACGUUUAGUUUUGUAACUGUAAAUGCAGUUUUACAUUGCCGACGGCUUUAUGUUAUACCAAAUGUUCUUUGCGCUUCAAUGAUCUUCUCUUAUAAAGAAACUUUUCGUUCUUCCUCUGUGGUCUCGCAAUUAAUGUUUGAGAGACCAUGUCGUCGAAAAUUGACUUAUAUCGCGUGUUUGAAACAGAUUUGGUUUAAGGAUUAGGUCACGCAACUCAAGAAAUGAGCUAUGUCUUAGCAAUUUGCAAACAUACAUCAAGGGUUAUGACGGCCUGAAAUUGUUUCAAAUCCUAAAAUAAACACAGAAAAGCCAGAAGGAAUUGAAUUUAUAUGGACAAUAGCAUUCGGAAAGGAGAGCAGCUUUCAGGCAAACUCCAAACACCAGUCAACCGUACUUUUCUUGAAGAGUUUCUCGCAGUUUCAAUCAAUAGGGCAUCAAAAGAAAUUAUUCCAAAAUUAUGAUUGUAUCCAAAGUUAUAAGUUGCUCUGUUGUUGCUAUUAAACAACUUCUCUGAGGUAAAUUUUGAAUUGAAAGCUUUGAUUAAUCAACGAAACUAACUAACCUAGACUAAGUUUUUAGAAAAACUGUGGUGCUGCGUCGGUGGGAGAGUAUAAUCAGUUGAUGACAUAAAUUGGCCACUGUUAAGAGUUUCAAAGAUGACGUUUGGAGAUGACGCUCGAAACUCUGAACGGUGGCCAAUUUACGUUAUCAACUCAGUUGAUGUUGCCAACCCAACUAACCUGGAGUGCCGUGAUUAGGUCCCUUAGUUUUGAUCGUCAAUCAGCGGAGCGUUUGAAGACGGAAAGCUCGAUCUUUUGUUUAGCUCAGUUGGAUAUAGGCACUCCUAAUGAAACUGGCUUUUCAAGCAAUUUAUUUAAGUUGUUAAAUGCAAGCAAAAAGCCUUUUUUCUUUUUGGCACGGAUCAGUUAAGUGAAAUGGUUUGUUCUUGACAUAUUUGUUUUAUUUCCUUUCAUUUGCAUUCAGCUUUCAUUUGCUUUGUCUCGUUUCAUUAGCUUUCAAGGUAAAACGGGCCAGAUGUUGGGUAAAUUAUGAAAUAGUCAGUAUGAAUCUAGAUCAACAAUGAAUGGUUCAAUAAUUAGAAAUAGGUCAUGGGCGUCGUUAGGUUUGUUUUCCCAAGGGGCUCGAGUUACGAAUUUCUGCGCGCUUUGCAUGAGCUGGUUUAUACUGCUGCUCCUGUUCUUCUCUGUGUAUCAGCGGGCACUACGAGAAAGACCAGCAUAUGAAAUAUUUAGCUUUGGAAAAGAUUUACGCCAUUUAGAUUUCCAGUUGUCCGUUAUCACCUUGAAGGGGGCGGGUGCGGGGGGGAGUGGGGGCACCAGCACCCCAGGGUUUCCAGCGGGUUACGCCCUUGUGGGUCCUAUUGAAGUCAACGUUAACACUUCUACAUCUCUCCGUUACUUCGCGCGCUUGAUUGGUUAAUCCAGCGGAUAGUUUUCUACUGCACAGCCCGCUAAAAUUUAAGGUCCUAUCUAUUGCAAAUGGGGCUUUCAAAAGCAUGUAAACCUUUCUUUCCUUGUGAUUUAUUUGCAGUUUUUUCGAUUACAUGUUAUCAAUGUGUUCCCGAGAUGACCGCCAGUUGUAGUUCAUUUAACACUGAACAGUGCAUCCACCACCAAAUUAAGCGGACCUGUCCCAAGGGAAUGGAUUCUUGUAUGCGGACACAUGUUAGUGGGAUUUUUAACGGUGCGACGAUUGACGUAGAAAAAAGAUCCUGUGCGAGUACCUCCACUUGUGGAAGUUUGAAGACCUCGUGUGACCGGGAUCAAAUGAACUUUACGGAUGUAAAGUGUGAUUGGUCAUGUUGUCGCAGUGACCUGUGCAAUGUAGGCCAUGACGUGGGUUACAGCCCUAUUCUGCUUCUCGUGGUUGCCUUUUUGACUGUUUUCCUUUGA